Lontra canadensis (Northern American river otter) is the source of this 1492-nucleotide messenger RNA. RefSeq names its product highly divergent homeobox-like. The transcript has 7 exons. Gene Ontology annotation, biological process: regulation of transcription by RNA polymerase II. The coding region runs from base 1 to 771 and encodes 256 amino acids. The record is from RefSeq and is a predicted model, not a curated record. Lineage: Eukaryota; Metazoa; Chordata; Mammalia; Carnivora; Mustelidae. Gene Ontology annotation, molecular function: RNA polymerase II cis-regulatory region sequence-specific DNA binding; DNA-binding transcription factor activity, RNA polymerase II-specific.
AUGAAGCUACAAGAUCGCACUCAGUUCAGUGACCAAGACUUAGCCACACUUAAGAAGUACUGGGACAAUGGAAUGACCAGCCUUGGUUCUGUUUGUAGAGAGAAAAUUGAAGCAGUUGCAACUGAAUUAAAUGUUGACUGUGAAAUAGUUCGGACUUGGAUUGGGAAUCGAAGAAGGAAAUAUCGUUUAAUGGGGAUUGAAGUUCCGCCUCCAAGAGGAGGCCCUGCUGAUUUCUCUGAGCAGCCUGAGUCUGGUUCUUUGUCUGCACUCACAUCAGGAGAGGAAGCUGGUCCUGAAGUAGGAGAGGAUAAUGAAAGAAAUGAUGAAGUAUCCAUCUGUUUGUCUGAAGGAAGCUCUCAAGAAGAGUCCAGUGAAGUUCCAAAUGAGGCAAGGGUUCAUAAGGAGGAGGACCACCAUGCAGUAUCUGCAGAUAAUGUGAAAAUAGAAAUUAUUGAUGAUGGAGAAAGUGACAUGAUAAGUAAUUCUGAAGUUGAACAAGUCAAUUCUCUCUUGGAUUAUAAGAAUGAAGAAGUCAGAUUCAUUGAAAAUGAGCUAGAGAUUCAAAAGCAAAAAUACUUUAAACUUCAGACAUUUGUUAGAAGCUUGAUACUAGCUAUGAAAGCUGAUGAUAAGGAACAACAACAGGCCCUGCUGUCAGAUUUACCUCCUGAAUUAGAAGAGAUGGAUUUCAAUCAUGCCUCACCAGAGCCUGAUGAUACCUCAUUCAGUGUGUCUUCUUUAUCAGAGAAAAAUGCCUCAGACAGCUUGUGAUUUGACGGGGGGUACAUGAUACAUACAGCCUUUUGGCUGCCUAACAGGUGUGCAUUUCCAGAUAACUGCAUUCUCUUGCCUCAAAAUUCCUCAGUUGGAAAAACAUAUUGUUGAAACUGACAUAUUCUGUGAAGAAUGGACAAGAUAUAAUGGCUACAGUGUAAAAAUGUAUGUGAAAUUUAAAAGCAUCAUUUGAGAAAUUUUUCCAAACUGAUAAAACUCUAGGGAACAUUUGUAUUUAAUUUUUAACAGUUUAUCUGAAAUGUGUAAUGCCUAAUUUCUGAAAGAUUUUUGUUUGGUUUUUAGAAGAAUCUUAGUUUUAGUGAUAGUUUUGACCAGAAACAUAAAAAUAAAGUUAUUUCAGCAUUACUUAUCAAGUUAUUAAAGCUUGGUUAGCUUUGUUUUGUAGCCAUUACAUCUUUAUUCUCUUUCCUUUUCCUAUCAGCUACAUACACCUUUACUCAGGAAAGUGGACUGAAAUUUGAAAACAAAACCUUAAAAAUGAUUUUACCUGAAUGAGUCCUAGGAUUUAUUUUCGUUUUCCUGUGAGAAUUUGACUUCAGCUGAUGAAUGAAAAUUUAAGGAUCACUGGUUUAUAAUUGUAAAUUGUUGGUAUUCUUCCAUUUUCUAACCCAAAUAUUUGGAGGGAAGGGGAAAUCAUUAUGGAAAAGUAAUUAACCAACAUGAAAUCAAAUAAAUUAUUAAGUGUAUAGAAACAAAA